GACACAGAGAGACAGAUAGACACAGAUAGACAGAUAGACACAGAUAGACAGAGAGAGACAGACAGAGAGAGAUGGCCACGACUGUGCAGCUGGGCCGAGCCCUGCAGCAAGCGGCGCGCUGGGGACUGCUGCGGGGCGCAGUGCGGGCGGUGCCGGGUGCCGGGCAACAGCGAGCCGGUGCCCUGGUGGCCCCGUGGUGGCAGCGCGGCCUGGUGACUGCAGGCCGCCCCUUGCUGGCAACGCACGCCGACGAGGUCAGCAGUCGCCCUCAGGCCCGGCCGGACGUCGGCAACGCGCGGCCAGGGGCACAACUCGACGACAUCAACGAUGGAUUUCGGGCCAAGAUCGACGACAUCGAGGAGCUGGUGGGGAAGCCCGCCUGGGCCAGGGAGUCGGCGCCGGGGUCGGCGUCGCCGCCCCUGGAGGGGCCCGAGGGGGUCGUGUCGGUGCCGUACGAGGAACUGAAGGCGUUGCUGGCGGCCGCUGCCGUGUGGCUCGUGGACGUGCGCGAGCCCUCGGAGCUCAAGGAGAACGGCGCCAUCGAGGGCUGCGUCAAUGUCCCACUGGGGGAGCUGGGGGAGGCUCUGCAACUGUCCCCGCGUGAGUUCCGCGCGCGCUACGGAUCGGAUCUCGUGGGCCCGAGCGCCCCCAACACCGUCUUCCUGUGCCGCGCGGGGAGGCGCAGCAAGGAGGCUCUGCUCAUUGCGCAGAAGCUGGGAUACACCAGGGCUCGGCAUUAUGGGGGAGGCUGGCUCGACUGGGAGAGGAGGGAACAGCAGGCGUGAUGGCCAUCCUCCCGAGCAAGCCACGAACUCCCAGGACCCACGGCACAGCCGCCAACGCCACCGCCGCCGUCUUCACGCGAUCCAUUCUGGCCACGAGGGCCGAAUACUCUCCCGUGACACUGGCCCAUAUCCUUUCACAAUAACAGCUGGCUCCUAUCCUUGAACCAAUACCGUUUGUGUGGCUCGCUCAACUUAAAAUGAUACGUGAGGCUUUUUCCUAGUCCUAAGUCAAAGUCUGUUUUUUUAACCACGGUUCAAAUAAUCCUAAAACCUCAAAUUAACCCUAACCAUGCCCUUGACUCUGGCUGCAGUAGUUAGCCGCGCAGGGCUAACAGCAUGCCUCACUGCAGUUGCCACCACAACUGCAGUGAGGCAGUGUGGCGAAAUAAACGAUGGUCGGGUGUGGUGUGCGAGGUGGAAACAGUGCGUACUUAUCCUGCUCACAGCCAAUCGGUGGUCCUACUCCGGGGCCAGAACCACCCUAUUCACGGUUAUUCAUUUACACCGCCUUUGUUGCGGCUAAUUCGCCCCAAGUUCAAUCAUCCCCAAGUCGAAUACCGCAGAACGAGUGGCUGUUUUCCCCCUUCCAGCACCAGCCCAGGGCAGACGGGCAUUGCAUUUUGCUUUAGUUCCACAUCGCAGAAAUAACGGCCGAUUCCCAGAUUCUCCAGCACACCCUGUGGCUGCGAUGUUCCUCAUUGGUCCACCACUUGCUCGGGAUUUGACCCGGAGAGGUGGCAACCAAACUAACACGAAGAGGUUGGGAUCGGCAUCUGUGUUCGGGUGGCAGGAUUUCCUUCGUAACCGAGGUCUGCUACCAGUAUUGAUUUGAACUUUCGAAUAACAAAAAACAAAUACUGCACAGUUUCCAUGAACCCAAGUGUUAACUGGAGAAACAUUACCAGGUGUGGUCUACAGGGCGGUCCAGGUCCAGAUGUCUUGCGACCCCCCCCCCCAAUGAAUUAACCCCGACAUUUGAUUUUUCCUUUGCAUAUUUAUUUCUAAACUUUUUGGUUCUU
Molecule: messenger RNA, 1804 nt
Organism: Petromyzon marinus (sea lamprey)
Lineage: Eukaryota; Metazoa; Chordata; Hyperoartia; Petromyzontiformes; Petromyzontidae
Product: thiosulfate sulfurtransferase/rhodanese-like domain-containing protein 3
Source: RefSeq, a predicted model, not a curated record